Messenger RNA from Aureococcus anophagefferens, 1557 nucleotides. RefSeq lists its product as hypothetical. Gene Ontology annotation, biological process: peptidyl-serine phosphorylation; intracellular signal transduction. Gene Ontology annotation, molecular function: ATP binding; protein serine/threonine kinase activity. Bases 190 to 1077 code for a protein of 295 amino acids. Lineage: Eukaryota; Pelagophyceae; Pelagomonadales; Pelagomonadaceae. The record is from RefSeq and is a predicted model, not a curated record. The transcript is spliced from 3 exons.
CACCCCUGGCUGAGAAGAAGGGUGCAAGUAUGGCUGUGCUCUAAUACCCGGUAGGAAGUCUAAUGGAUCGGGCGAUUUAAAUUCGACGGCUAAUUUCGCCGAUCGGCUCAUGUGAACGGCCGAGCUGUCAAAUUUGCUGGGUCGAAAUGCACUGAUUAAGGCACACCUAUUACGAACGCUUUCGAGAUUAUGUCUGAUGAGCAUCAGCAGUCUUCAACAACAACCAGUGUUAAAACGGCAAGCGAGUGGGAGUCACAUGAUUUGGCCCGGGCAUCCCUGCUGGAACAAGUCUUGUCUGCACCCUCAAAUCGAGUCACCCCUUCCGCGAGACAGGUGACAGCCCGUGAAAUCCAAACAAGGGCAAUGGGACCUGAGGAUUUUGUGUGCCAGCGGGAAAUUGGCAUCGGUGCAUUUGGCCGCGUGAUGCUGGUAGUACACCGAAAUUCCAGGCAAGUCUUGGCAAUGAAAGCAAUUUCAAAGAGGUUAUUGCGACGCAAAAAAAUUGCCCAAGAGGAAUGGAGGCUUGAACGGGAUAUUCUGGUAAAGAUAGAAGCACAUCCUUACAUUGUCGAGCUGCUGUGCUCGUUCCAGACAACAAGCUAUUUCUUCCUCGUAAUGGCUUAUCUUCCUGGUGGUGAGCUCUUCACGUUCCUGCGCCGGCGGGGCACCUUUUCCGAAGAUGUUGCUGCUUUCUAUAGUGCUGAAGUAACGCUCGCACUAGAGCACUUGCACGCGUCUAGGGUAAUCCACCGGGAUCUUAAACCAGAGAACUUGCUCAUGGAUAGCGACGGCCACGUCGUUGUCACAGACUUUGGGCUUGCCAAGGUUUUUGAGUCAGAUGAAGAGCGACAUCGCACGCUCUGUGGGACAGAUGCAUACAUGGCCCCGGAGAUGGUUGCAAGGCGAUCGCAAAACACCCUUCACCCAUCGAGAGACGAAGGAGCUUCACCGCAGAAUUCUCACCGAAAAGGUCAAGUGGCCCCAAUUCAUAGGGCCGGACGCGAUCAGAUUGCUGCGAGGCUUGCUCGAGCGCCAGGUACCAAGACGUCUUGGUGCAACCAAGGCGACCAUGUUUGAGGUUGGUGGUGUGUCAGCUUUGAAAAAGCAGCCAUUUUUUGUCAAGAUCGAGUGGCAACCCCUGUUGCGUCGUGAGUCUCCAGCACCACUUGCCCCGAUAACUCGGGGGGGACAACGCGCUGUAGAUGAAGAAAUCUCAUUCCAGGCUUCUUCAGAGUCACUAUUUAUCAGCUUCUUUCAAGAUAAUGCUUCGAGCUAUGUGUCAACUUCAGACGCAAAUUCUGACUCAUCUACUGUGGUUGACUUUGAUUUCACACGCAAAGGUGCGUUCCCUUGCGCGGUGCACGACGAGGAAGCAAAAAUGGCCGGAAUCUCCUCACAAAAUCCAUCAAGUUGCCAUAGAUCUCCUCCCAGAAAUGAACCUGACACCACCAAAGAGCAACAGCAGAGAGCAGGACGGAAGCAUGAGAAGAAGCUCCCAAGAUAAAACGCGGGGGGGGGGAAGUAGCUUCCUAGUCCAGUAAGAAAGUGACUGGCAUG